Molecule: messenger RNA, 784 nt
Organism: Thlaspi arvense
Lineage: Eukaryota; Viridiplantae; Streptophyta; Magnoliopsida; Brassicales; Brassicaceae
Source: the annotation of a GenBank genome assembly
AUGUUAGCCGUACACGCGAGAUUUCUUUCAUUAUCUGCUUUUCGAUAUCCGAGCUCAAAUCCGAAAUCAGAGAAGCGAGAGAGGUUAUCGAAGAAAAAGGCUGCACGUAAGUCUGCCCCAACCACUGGUGGAGUCAAGAAGCCCCAUCGUUACCGUCCUGGAACCGUUGCUCUUCGUGAGAUCCGUAAGUACCAGAAGAGUACCGAGUUGCUGAUCAGGAAACUCCCAUUCCAGAGGCUUGUUCGUGAGAUUGCCCAGGAUUUCAAGACUGAUCUGCGUUUCCAGAGCCAUGCUGUGCUUGCGCUUCAGGAGGCUGCAGAAGCGUAUCUCGUGGGUCUCUUCGAGGACACUAACCUCUGCGCCAUUCAUGCCAAGCGUGUGACCAUCAUGCCCAAGGACAUCCAACUCGCUCGCAGGAUCAGAGGAGAACGUGCUUAAGUGUUUUGGGGGGAAACCGGUCGUAUUAUGUGAAUGUGGUUUGAUCUAAAAUAGCUAAUAGUUGGAAUUAGGGUAAUGGCUUAAAAAGCUUUUGGUUUUAGUAGGAUUUGAAAACAAUGUCGAUGAUGAUGAUGGUUUGUUUUUCGCAUUUUCUUGUGUUUAGCUACGUUUUGUUGUGUGGAUAUUGCUUCUUUUGCAGUAUCAAAACACCUUUUGUUGUUUGGAUUUCAUUUCUAAAACAAUUGUUAUGUUGACUUGGUUAAAUAUGAGUAGAAUUUGUGAAAUUGGUUUAAUGUUUGCACAUUGUAAAUUGUUUUGUUCACCUUAACCUAAUUAUUAUGUUCGA